Messenger RNA from Physcomitrium patens, 1954 nucleotides. RefSeq lists its product as uncharacterized. Gene Ontology annotation, molecular function: guanine deaminase activity; zinc ion binding. The record is from RefSeq and is a predicted model, not a curated record. Lineage: Eukaryota; Viridiplantae; Streptophyta; Bryopsida; Funariales; Funariaceae. Gene Ontology annotation, biological process: guanine catabolic process. Gene Ontology annotation, cellular component: cytosol.
UUUUGGAGGCAAUCGAGCGCCCCGCCGUGUUUCAUGUGUAAAGAGCUUUUCGCAGUCCCUUAAUUGCAUAGGGCUCUGGAAUGUCUGGGAAAUGUUCAACACGUGAUGAUAUAUCAAGGCGUGUUGCUGAAGAACUUGCUUGUUGUAGUGCAUAAAUGGCGCAAAUGCAGACUGUCGGUAUACGAGGACGGUUUUUCUCCUUCAUCCGCGCUCCCAAAGGGCCUGGUGAUUCGGGGAGUUACCUGUACUUGAGAGAUGGCAUGCUUGUGAUUCAAGAUGGGCGAAUUGUUGCAAUCGGACCUACUAAUGAGGUGGAAGGAACUUUGCCACCCGGAACCAUCGUCACACAUUACGAGCGUGAGUUGAUUUUGCCGGGGUUCAUUGAUACUCACAUCCAUUUCCCUCAGACCCAAGUCAUUGCUUCCUAUGGCACGCAGCUUUUGGACUGGCUAACGCGCUACACCUUUGUGGAGGAGCAGAAGUACUAUGAUCCCGCGCACUGCACCCGACAGGCAGCGUUCUUUUUGGACGAGCUGCUGCGGAAUGGCACAACGACGGCAGUGGCUUAUGGAUCGGUGCAUCCGCAGUCAGUGGAUGCGUUCUUCACGGAGAGCGAGGAGCGCGGGACUUGCAUGAUAGCUGGUAAGGUCAUGAUGAAUCGAAACGCUCCACUGGGGCUUACAGACACAGUGGAGACGAGCUAUGCCGACAGCAAAACCCUAAUUGAGCGCUGGCAUAAGCGGGGACGGCAACGAUAUGCUGUGACACCUCGAUUUGCCAUAACCUCCACCCAGGCACAGUUAGAGGCCGCUGGAGCCCUCCUACGGGAAUUCCCGGAUGUGUACAUGCAGACCCAUUUAUCCGAGAAUUUGGACGAGAUCGCAUUCGUCCAGAGUCUCUUCCCUGAUUCCAAAAAUUACACAGACGUAUACGACCGAGUUGGCUUACUAGGUCCACGGUCUUUGUUCGGCCAUUGCAUCCAUCUGAACGAGGAAGAACUGCAGCGCAUGGCAGAUACAAGCUCCGUUGCCGUGUUCUGCCCAACAUCGAACCUAUUCAUCGGCAGCGGCCUCUUUGACAUGGCGUCCACGGAAAAGAGCAAGAGACCAGUUCGAGUAGGGCUUGGGACUGAUGUGGGUGGCGGCACCAGCUACUCCAUGCUGCAAACAGCAGCCGAAGCCUACAAGGUGUUGCAGCUCAAGGGCCAGAACUUGCCACCAGCAACUGCAUUCUACAUGAUGACUCGUGGAAACGCAGACUUGCUGAGCAUGGGAGGUGAAAUCGGUUCUCUGGAGUGUGGUUGCUUUGCUGAUUUCGUUGUUCUGGAUUCUAAAGCCACUCCUGCCAUGCUCCACCGCAUGGAAACCAUUGGCGACAUGAUCGAGGAGGAGUUGUUUGUUCUGAUGACACUCGGGGACGACCGUGCUGUGCGUGCCACAUAUGUGCAGGGCCGCAAGCUCCAUGACCGCAACCUCGCCUAGAAUUGUGCAUUCCAAGUAGGCUCCACUGCAGCUCUCGCACAAAUACUCUCCAUGGAUUCCCUCCCAUUCAGUUUUUCCACCAUUUUUUUUGUUUUUGUUUUUGUUGUUUUUAAACUUCCGGUUAGUCCGCUCACGCAACCCUGAGUGAUGAUGCAAGUGGGUCUCACAAUUUCCUGUCAUUUUUGCAACAAUGGCUGGGCCACUGGGUUGCUUUACUUUAGUUUUUUUGUUGACUGCUGUCAAAACAAGAUGGUGGGUUGUUGGUGGCUUCACUGCAUCACCACUUCUUCAUCCGUUCUUGUGAAGAAUGCCAAACUCUGUAACAUUAUGCUUUCAUUAGACUUGUCUGCUCGCCCUGGAUAACCACCUUGGUGAACUGAACAAGUGGAAUAACACUUUGUAGCUUGUAGCUCUCAUUGCAAAUUGCAGUUUUGUAUUUUUUCAACAUGGUAUUAGUGCGUUUUGUUUGCUAA